ACUCACUGAUGAUGGACAGAAAGGCUAUUCAUGUCCUGUUCCUUUACGGUUUCUACAUAGGUCUGGUGCAUGCAUCUCAUCAGUACUAUUAUGUAGCUGACCCAAAGACAUGGACUGAAGCCCAGACCUACUGCAGAGAGAAGUACAUUGACCUUGCCACCAUCAGCAACGACACUGAGAAGAAGAGGUUUUUGGACUGGGCCCAAAAUAUCAAAGGCAGUGCCUGGAUAGGACUCUACCGCGACCUCCCGGGCUGGAGAUGGUCAGCUGGAAGCAGUGACUACAGGGACUGGACCACAGAUGGCGUGUCUACCUCCAUGGUUCCAGAGGAAUAUGUUGCAAUCGUUUACAAACAGUGGGAAAACCACGCAUACACACAUGCUCACAAUUUUAUCUGCUAUGAUGAGAGGCUAAAUGCAUGCCACGGUUUUGUCCUGAUUUCCCAAGACAAAAAGUGGAGAGACGCCCAGAGCUAUUGCAGAGAGAAACACACUGACCUGGCGACCGUGAAGGAUGCCAUAGAGAAUGAGAAGAUCAAGGAGAUUGCAGCGAGCUAUACAUGGAUAGGUUUGCACAGGCUUGGCUGGCAGUGGUCUGAUGGGAGUAACUUCUCUCCCACCUUUUCCUUCAGUAAAACACCAACAGCCUCUGGCUCAAAGAGACUGUGUGUUGUGUUGAUUCGCUCAUCUCCUGCCGAGAAUAUUGAAUGGGAAGCUCUGAACUGUACUGUGAAGAAACCGUUUGUCUGCUAUGGUGAAGUCAAGAAGAAGACUGUCCAGAUUCACAGGAUCCGGUUUCAUUCUGAUGUGAAUGUGAAUAAUGCUGCGGCUCAAGAAGCCAUAUUAGACCAGAUCAAGAAGAAACUGCAAGAGAAGGGGCUGCCGGCAGACGCCAAACUAAGCUGGAGAAAGCAGUCUGAUGGACAGAUUUUCCACGAGAAGAAGGACAAGAAGAGAGAGAAUAAAAAGAAGAAAAGGAAUAGCAGAGACGAGUUUUAAUUAGCUCAGCAAGUCUCAAAAGGUGGAAAAGAUAAGAAAUUAUAGCUUGUGUGAAUUAUGCAGCAUCCUAUUUAAGUUCUAGUGAUAAAUUAUUUCUGUCAUGGUUUUAGAUCAGAAUUAUUUUGGUAUGUAUGGAUCAGUAUGUCUUGUAAAGGCACCCAUAAGAUAUUUUUUAACCUUAAUAUAACAUUUCCAAGAUCAUAACAUGAUAAACACUUCUGCCACUGUCCAAGCAGUGCAACUUUCUGUGUUUGGAUAGGAACACUCAUUUGUUUAGUACAGUAUCUGUUAGUAGUGAUUUGGCUGUUGUCACUUAUCUGUCCCUUUUCUGUAAGGUUAAUGACAUAAAAAUAUUUGACCUAUAAUACUAACACUGUAUAACUCCAAUGCACUAUAAACUGUAUGUUUGAGUUAGCGUGAUCGU
Sardina pilchardus (European sardine) is the source of this 1422-nucleotide messenger RNA. RefSeq names its product C-type mannose receptor 2-like. Bases 9 to 998 code for a protein of 329 amino acids. The record is from RefSeq and is a predicted model, not a curated record. NCBI's taxonomy places the organism in Eukaryota, Metazoa, Chordata, Actinopteri, Clupeiformes, Clupeidae. The transcript is spliced from 5 exons.